AUGACCUCCAAACCAGCAAUAGCAAAGCUCCAGAGCUCAGACGACUUCCUCCUCUGUAACGCAUGCGGCACGCAAUACCCAGUGAACACGCAGAGCAACAAAGACAGCUGCAAGAUCUGCGAUGACCCUCGCCAAUUCGUACCACCCGAAGGCCAGACUUUCACAACCUUAGCCACUCUUCGAAACCAAGGCCACCGCAAUGUCUGGUGGCAAGACAAGCAGAAUCGCAAGAUCUGGUCGGUCAGAACAGAGCCGCAGAUUCGUUCAAUGAAGUUCGCAAUCGGCGAGCGAGCAAUGUUGUUGCAGACUGAAGCCGGGAACAUCCUCUGGGAUCUAAUACCUUUCCUUGAUGCCGAGACCGUUGACCGCAUUAACGACUUUGGAGGCCUGAAAGCAAUCGUGAUCUCGCAUCCGCACUACUACAGUACCUGGGCAGAUUGGUCCCGCACUUUCUCCUGUCCUGUAUACGUCGGCGCACACGAUAAGGAGUGGUUGGGGCAAAUCCAUAGAGAAGGGACCGAACUGCGGUUCUUGAUAGAUAUUCACACGCCCCUCCUGCAUCCCGAGUCAGGAGUGACAGCCAUCCUGGCGGGUGGCCAUUUUCCGGGCUCUUUGCUCCUGCACUGGAAGCAAGCUAAAAGCCUCUUCAUAGCGGACACCAUCUUCACCUCACCCUCCGCCACGAACCCUGUCCCAGGCAAGGAGGGAGUGAUCAGUUUCACUUUCUUCUGGAGUAUACCGAAUCGGAUCCCUUUGCAUCCGGAUGACAUCCUCAUGAUCUGGAACAAGGUUAAGCACUUGGAGUUUCACUCCGCGUAUGGUGCGUUCAAGGGCAUGGAUGUGUAUACUAUGUCCAACGAGGCUGGGAGGGGCACGGGAGGGGUGAAGGGGAGGUUGUUGCAGAGCUGUAAGAUCUAUGUUGGGGCUAUGGGGUGGAGGGAGCAUAGUGUCUUUGAAGAGGUCUUGGAGAUGCCGUAG
Recurvomyces mirabilis is the source of this 978-nucleotide messenger RNA. RefSeq lists its product as uncharacterized. Bases 1 to 978 code for a protein of 325 amino acids. The transcript has 2 exons. The record is from RefSeq and is a predicted model, not a curated record. Lineage: Eukaryota; Fungi; Ascomycota; Dothideomycetes; Mycosphaerellales; Teratosphaeriaceae.